UCUCGGAAAGCCCCGCGUCAUGGCGGGGUUCGGUAGUCUCCAAUUUAUUUUUUUCCUGCAGUCGAUUUGGAGGGGCACCAAAAAGACGGCGAUAACUAAAAAUUCAUUCUUUUUGUGGUUUCAAUUUGUAGAUCGAACCAAAGAACACCGCAUAUUCCAAUCAUGGCAAAGAGAACUGCUGAGGCCGAUCACGGCGAUGCCCUCAAGGGCGGCGAACGCCCUGAGAAGAUGGACAUUGACGACAACACCAAGGAGAUGGGAGAGUUUGAAGAUGAGUUCGAGGAUGAGUUCGAGAGCGAGGAUGAGAUUCUUGAGGCUGGCGUUGAUGGAAGACCUGAUGCUGAGCGCGAGGCUGAAGAGAAGGAUGCCAUGGAAGUCGACCAAGGAACCUUCAUCGUCGGACGAAGCAAACUCGAACCCGGCCAGACCCUCGCCCCCGAUCUGACAACCUACGAGAUGCUGCACAACCUCAGCACACCCUGGCCAUGCCUUUCUUUCGAUAUCAUCCGCGAUGACCUUGGCGACAACCGCAAGGCCUACCCUGCUACCAUGUACACUGUCUCUGGAUCACAAGCCGAGACUGGAAAGGCCUCUGACAACCAGAUCAUGGUUAUGAAGUUCAGCGGUCUCAGCAAGAUGGACCGUGGUGACGAGGGUUCUGAUUCGGAGGACGAUGAUGACGAGGACUCUGACCCUAUCCUGGAGAGCAAGUCUAUCCCUCUCAACUCUACGACCAACCGCAUCCGCGCCCACCAGAUUCCUAGCCAAGAGGCUGGACGACCUGGAACUACCCUCACUGCUACGAUGACCGAGUCAAGCAACGUCUUUAUCCACGACAUUACUCCCCACCUCGCCUCCUUCGACAACCCCGGAACUACUAUCUCCGCUCAGCAGAACAAGCCUAUCUCUACUGUCCGCGCCCACAAGACCGAAGGUUACGCCGUUGACUGGUCUCCCACAGUUCCCGGUGGUAAGCUCCUCACGGGUGACAACGACGGUCUCAUUUACGUGACAACACGCACCGAUGGAGGCGGCUGGGUCACCGACAACCGACCUUUCCAGGGCCACACCAGCAGUGUCGAGGAGCUCCAGUGGUCACCCUCCGAGCAAUCUGUCUUUGCCUCUGCUUCAAGCGACGGCACCAUUCGCAUCUGGGACGUGCGAUCCAAGUCCCGUAAGCCCGCUAUCACCAUGCAGGUUUCAAAUGUCGACGUCAACGUCAUGUCUUGGUCGCGCCAGACAACUCAUCUGCUCGCCUCCGGAGACGACAACGGUGCAUGGGGCGUUUGGGAUCUCCGACAAUGGAAGGCCAGCUCCGAUAAGCCCCAGCCCAUCGCCAGCUUCAACUUCAACAAGGAGCAGAUCACAAGCAUUGAGUGGCAUCCCACCGACGACUCCAUCGUCGCCGUGGCCGCUGGUGAUAACACCGUCACACUGUGGGAUCUUGCUGUCGAGCUUGAUGACGAGGAGAGCAAGGACACAGCGGGUGUCAAGGACGUGCCGCCCCAGCUGUUGUUCGUGCACUACCUCAAGGAUGUGAAGGAGGUGCACUGGCACCCUCAGAUCACGGGUAGCUUGGUCGCCACAGGAGAGGAGUUCAGCGUCUUCAGGACCAUCAGCGUAUAAGGUGUCUAUCUGUGGGACGAAAUGACUGGGACGGAAAAGUUUACAGACAGAUUCACAGUGGAUCUGUUAUUGAUUGAACGGCAUGGCACGGCGUAUAAUGAGAUCUCCUUUGUCGAAUUUGAUAGAUAAAUGACUAUGUUUUCCUUUGGA
Messenger RNA from Fusarium oxysporum Fo47, 1776 nucleotides. Its product is annotated as ribosome biosynthesis protein RRB1. The coding region runs from base 163 to 1626 and encodes 487 amino acids. The record is from RefSeq and is a predicted model, not a curated record. The transcript is spliced from 2 exons. NCBI's taxonomy places the organism in Eukaryota, Fungi, Ascomycota, Sordariomycetes, Hypocreales, Nectriaceae. Gene Ontology annotation, molecular function: protein binding.